This is a messenger RNA of Lagopus muta (rock ptarmigan), 1736 nucleotides long. Its product is annotated as cyclin-dependent kinase 16-like. Gene Ontology annotation, cellular component: synaptic vesicle; nucleus; cytoplasm. Gene Ontology annotation, molecular function: ATP binding; protein kinase activity. Lineage: Eukaryota; Metazoa; Chordata; Aves; Galliformes; Phasianidae. Gene Ontology annotation, biological process: protein phosphorylation; neuron projection development; exocytosis. The record is from RefSeq and is a predicted model, not a curated record.
GUGCGGUAAAGAAUAAGAAGGGCGCGGCCGGGACAUAAGCCACGCCUUUCGUUUCCGGUUUCUGACGCACAGUGGUGACGUCAUUUCUGCGCCGCUUCCGGCGCCGCCGCCAUUCCUGUCUCCGGACCGGCCCGGCCCCACCGGAACCGCCCGCGGGGUCGGGCCCGGAUCCGCCAUGGCUGAGGACUACCGGGACCGGGAGAGGCGCUGAGGCGGGUCGCGCCAUGGACCGGAUGAAGAAGAUCAAGCGGCAGCUUUCCAUGACGCUGAGGGGGGGGCGCGGCCCCGAAAAGAGUCUGGGGGAAACCCGAGACGGCCCCAAUAGCGACAGCGAAGCGGGGCCGGAUGAGGGGCGGAUGGGGUCGGAUGGGGAAAGUGACCCCCCCUCGGGGACGUCCUCGGAUGAGGUGGCCUCACCGGUCAGGGUGCGACUGAGGCAGCACCCAAGGGUGCCCAGUGAGGACAUCAACAAGCGGCUCUCGCUGCCGGCCGACAUCCGGCUCCCCGAGGGCUGCCUGCAGCGCCUGGUGCUGCCGUCCCCGCUCAGCCGCCGCCUGCGCCGCGUCUCGCUGUCGGAGAUCGGCUUUGGCAAACUGGAGACGUACGUCAAACUGGACAAACUGGGAGAGGGCACCUACGCCACCGUGUACAAGGGCCGUUCCAAGCUGACCGAGAACCUGGUGGCCCUCAAGGAGAUUCGCCUGGAGCACGAGGAGGGGGCGCCUUGCACGGCCAUCCGCGAGGUGUCGCUGCUGAAGGACCUGAAGCACGCCAACGUCGUGACAUUGCACGACAUCAUUCACACGCAGAGCUGCCUCACGCUCGUCUUCGAGUACCUGGACCGGGAUCUGAAGCAGUACCUGGACGACUGCGGCAGCCUCAUCAACAUGCACAACGUCAAGCUGUUCCUGUUCCAGCUGCUGCGGGGUUUGGCCUUUUGUCACCGCCACAAAGUGCUGCACCGGGACCUGAAACCCCAAAACCUCCUCCUGAGCCGGCGAGGGGAGCUGAAGCUGGCCGACUUCGGCCUGGCUCGCGCCAAGUCCAUCCCCAGCAAGACGUUCUCCAGCGAGGUGGUGACGCUGUGGUACCGCCCGCCCGACAUCCUGCUCGGCUCCACCGACUACUCCACGCACAUCGACAUGUGGGGCGUGGGCUGCAUCUUCUCAGAGAUGGUGACGGGGCGGCCGCUGUUCCCCGGAGCCACGGCGGAGGAGCAGCUGCACUUCAUCUUCCGCCUCCUGGGGACCCCAACGGAGGAGUCGUGGCCCGGGGAUCAACGCCAACCCCCCGAGUUCCGCUCCCAUCGAUUCCCCCUUUAUCGCCCCGAGGGGCUGCGGCGGCACGCACCAAGGUUGGAUCACGAAGGUGCUGAUCUGCUGGGAAAGCUGCUGCAGUUUGAGGGGCGCCGGCGCGUGCCGGCAAUGGAGGCGAUGGAGCACCCAUUCUUUGCCUGCCUGGGGCCGCGGGUCUGCGCCCUGCCUGACACCACCUCCAUCUUUGCCCUGAAGGAAAUCCAGCUGCAGAAGGAGACGGGGCUGCGCUCUGCCAUCCCUGCCCGACCCCGGUGCCACAGCCUUUCGGGUCCACGACUCUGAGUUCUGAUGCAGGCAGCCCCCCGGGUGCCGCUGUCCCCCCCCCCCCUGUGACACGGACACAAAUCUCUUCCACCUCCCCGAAAAAAAAUAAUAAUAAUAUUUUUUGGGGUUCCCCCCCCCCUUUAGGAACUGUGAGAU